CUGUAUAUAGUAAUGCGCGUAUACUACGUGUUAACAAACGGUCGUUCCGAGCCGACGUUACACUUUGGGACGGGUUUCAAAAGAUCUUUGUUCCCGUCGAGGAAGUGAAUCCGUGGUCGAAUUCAAACGUGUUCGUGUAUACUACACGAAUACCUAACUUUGCGUCGUCUGCAACAACCGGAAGUUGACCGUACAUAAUGUUUCUGGGUGCGCCGGUUUGUGCUAUUUUUCGCUUCACUGACAAAUAGAAACAAUGUAUUGAUUAAUCAUGAUUUAACGAGUACGAUUACAACGCGGAUACACGCGUUUUAUCAGAUUUGUAAAUUUCACGCGGAGCAGGUCCCAUUUUACGUUUUUCUCGUUCACGCGUUUACUAUUAAACGGUUUAUAUUUUCAAGUAUCGAAUACCGAACGCUUCGGAUCAGCUGCCAUGCUAAUUUUCAUUUUAAAAUCUCUAUGUUAGUUGCAGAGUUCUUCGAAACGCUCAAUCUGCAGAAUCUAUCUUGCAUGGUGGAAUAAUAAAAAAAUAAUGUCAGCAAUUUUUUCACGCUGUCAGCAGCUUCGAGAAUAAUAAAUAAAAUAGGUUUCUUUCUUACUGAUUGUGCGUAAGAACCGUCGGUAAGAAGCUGAAUAGCUACGCAACGAGAAGUGGGUCAAAUCCUUUCACUUGUGGGAAUCAAUCCCUCCAAGUGUUUACGAUGAGGAUGAGACGUAUAGAAAGUAACGCAGUCGAAACAGGCUGCACGUUUUCGAAAAGAUCAGUUCGCGUUACAAAAUUAUUCUAAAAUGUCUGUGCGUACUUCAAACUAAUGAAUCACGAUCAAACAAUGAGAUGAGGAUUUGAAUGAAACCGACGGUCCAGUGCAUGUGGGUCGUUGUUGUUCGUAUUUUAAGUUACAGUAUUUUGAGAUUCUAGUAUUGAACACGUUUACUCGUCAAAUCGUCCAAUCAUGAAUAAAACGAAAGAUAAUACCGUCCAAGUAGUAUUUAUUUCUCUACUUCUGGAUCUCUUGGCGUUUACUAUGAUACUGCCGCUAUUCCCGGCUUUAUUAGAUUAUUAUAAAGAAAUAGAGGAUGACCGAGGCAUGUAUUACAAAAUUUUGCAUCACAUACAAAGGGCAAGACAAUUUAUCGAUGCCCCAGAUAGAGUUAAUACAGUACUGUAUGGAGGUUUCCUUGGCUCUAUGUACUCGUUUCUGCAAUUCUUAAGCUCUCCAAUAGUGGGUGCACUAUCAGAUAUGUAUGGAAGAAAGCCAAUGAUGAUAGUCUGUUUAACAGGGAUUGCCUUGUCUUACCUACUAUGGGCUUUGUCCUGCAACUUUACCAUAUUUGUAUUAGCAAGAUUCGUUGGAGGUAUUUGUAAAGGGAAUAUUAAUUUAUCGAUGGCUAUCAUCAGUGACGUCACCUCUUCAAAAUCGAGGGGAAGAGCAAUGGCACUGGUUGGUAUAGCCUUCUCGAUAGGCUUCGUCGCAGGUCCAAUGAUAGGAGCAUUUUUCGCUUGGCUUUCAAGUAAUAACAGGCAAGGGGCUUGGUACAUAAUGCCUGCUGUGUUUGCUCUACUUUUAGCAGGGAGCGAUUUGGGUUUUGUUAUUUGCAAUUUGAAAGAAUCUCUGCCAACAAAUUGUAGAACGAAAAGCCUCGCAUCUGGCUUGUCUGGAAUUCUUACUUACAUCAAUCCCAUAGAUCUAUUCCAAUUUAAUGGAGUAUCUGGGCUAAGUUCGCAAGAGAAAAAAAACUUAAGAACGCUGGGUUCUGCUUAUUUCGUGUAUUUGUUCGUGUACAGCGGCCUGGAGUUUACUUUAACUUUCUUAACUCAUUAUUUAUUUGACUUUACAAGCAUGCAACAGGGAUGGAUGUUUUUGGGAAUCGGAUUAGUUAUGGCAGUUUUGCAAGGAACUUGGGUAAGGACGAUUCCGUCCGACAAAACUAAGUCUGUCGCAGAGUUGGGCUUAUGGCUCAUUAUACCAGCGUUCGUUUGUGUAGGCUUAGCGAAUGAAAUAUUGAUGUUGUCGCUCGGAGUACUUCUAUUCGCAAUUUCUACUGCUAUGGUCGUAACUUGUAUGAUGACUCUAGUUACACGUAUUGGCCCAGAUUAUCAGAAAGGUGCGAUAACAGGCGUGUUUCGUUCCCUUGGAGCUCUUGCUCGAGCUUGUGGACCUGUUGUAGCUUCUUUAGCUUUCUGGUGUAUUGGCAGCAGGGCAACAUAUCUCACUGGUGCGGUGUGCCUUAUACUCCCACCCAUCAUUCUUCGAACGAUCAAAUUAUUUUAAAAUACUUAAAAUAAUUUAUAUUUAAAUGGAUAUUUUUGUACUGUUAACAAGUUUUUUAUAUGUAUUUUAUAGUAUUUGAGAAGUAUUCUUUACAUACACCAGAUGUAUUGUAUCGAAGACAUAAUAUAUUUUA
This is a messenger RNA of Ceratina calcarata, 2403 nucleotides long. It is a transcript of the gene rtet, whose product is annotated as major facilitator superfamily domain-containing protein rtet. The record is from RefSeq and is a predicted model, not a curated record. Gene Ontology annotation, molecular function: transmembrane transporter activity. Gene Ontology annotation, biological process: transmembrane transport. Gene Ontology annotation, cellular component: brush border membrane. NCBI's taxonomy places the organism in Eukaryota, Metazoa, Arthropoda, Insecta, Hymenoptera, Apidae. Bases 951 to 2270 code for a protein of 439 amino acids. The transcript is spliced from 8 exons.